CCGGUGCGGAGCGGGCCGCGGCGAGACGGUGCGCGACUCCAGUGCGCGGCGGCGGCGUGUGCAGUGGUGACGGCGUGGUGCUGCGGCGACGCGUGGACCAGUUUCGGCCCGAUCUCGGCGGCGAUGGCGGCGCGGCGUGGCCUGGCGGUGCUAGCGGCCGGCGUUCUGCUGGGAUGCGCGCAGCUGGGAGGCGGCCAGCUGCUGGACGCUCAGGACUUUGAGCCCACGGUGACGGCCAGCUGCGACGCCAGCAUGAUGACCAUCCUCGUGCGCACUGAGAAGCCCUUCUUCGGCGUCAUCCACGGCAAAGACAUUCGCUCGGAUGCGUGCACCCAGUACGGCGAGGGUGGCUCCGAGACGAGGAUGAAGAUCAACCUGCUGGCCAGCGAAGGCGACGCAGACUUCUGCGGCGUCAAGGGCAGCAAUAGGACCGACGACCGCUCAAUACCGAUCGCCGUGCGGUUCCACAAGAAGCUGGAGGUGGCGGAGGACAAGCUGUACGUCAUCACGUGCGGCAACCCCGGCUUCAAGAACUCCAGAAACGAGAAGUCGCUGGUGACUCUCCGCCUGAUGGAUCGCGGCCGGCGAGCCAAGGAGGUGGUGUAUGGCCGGCCCUACAACCUCCAGGUCAAGGUCUCCAAGCCUGACGAAUCGCACCAGGUCGGCGUGAGGAACUGCUUCACCUUCAGCACGGAGGACAGCCGGGUGGAUCUGAUCGACGACCAGGG
Messenger RNA from Pollicipes pollicipes, 728 nucleotides. RefSeq lists its product as uncharacterized. NCBI's taxonomy places the organism in Eukaryota, Metazoa, Arthropoda, Thecostraca, Pollicipedomorpha, Pollicipedidae. The record is from RefSeq and is a predicted model, not a curated record.